AUGAAUCUUAUUACAUUUACAUAUAAACAAAUAAUUUUCUAUCUAAUCUAUUUAUUCUAUUGGAUUAUUCAUCUUUUUACAUUUUAUCAUUGUUUUCAAUAUUUCAAUGAUUUACCAGAAAUUAAAAUUUAUGAAAAUUUAACCAUUGGUCAAGUCAUUAUAAAAGAUAUACGUUCAUUACUUGGUAUACCUAAGUCAAAUUAUAUUCAAUUAAGUCCAAGUUCAUUAACACAAUUUUUUCGUUUAGAUAAUAUCACUGGUAAUAUAUAUAGUAUAUCAUCCAUUGAUUUAGAAACAAGUAAUUUAUGUAACAUAGAAAAAUCAUGUUGUCAUAAUUAUCAAUAUGAACAAUUAUCUAAUGAAUUAAUUAAUAAUCAAUAUUCUAUCAAUCAACUAGAUGAUGAUAAUGAUGAUGAUGAUACAGAAGAGUUAUCUAAUGAUUUGAAUCAUAUGAUUGAUAAUCAUGUAUUAAAACAAAAAUAUCAAUGUAAAUUAACAACAUUUAUAUUAGCUUCAACAGAUCAUGAUAUGCAAAUUUCACCAAUUAGUAAAUUACAUAUUAAUAUUAUUGAUUUAAAUGAUAAUCCACCACAAUUUAAUAUCGUUUCAGAUGAUUCAAUGAAUUCACAAUCAAAUUUAAUAUAUUUAUCAUUUUUAGAAGGUUCAUUAGGUGUUCAUACAAAACAUGAUUUACCAAGAGCAUUUGAUUCAGAUGUUUCACCAAUAAAUCGUGUCAAAAAUUAUUGGAUUGAAUGGGAUGAAAUAAUUCAUAAUUCACAUCAAUCUUCAUCUUUAUCUACAAUGACAUAUACAAAUGACCAGAUAUGGUCGAAACUUGGACCAUUUCGACUAAUCUAUACAAAGUCGAUAGAAAAUUUAGUCAUUCAACUUGAUGAAGAAUUAGAUCAUGAAAAACAAUCCAUUUAUAAAUUACGUUUAAUUGCUCAAGAUGUUGGAGAUUUACGUGGAUCCAUACAAUUAAUUAUUGAAGUAGAUGAUGUCAAUGAAUUUCCACCAAUUUUUGUCGAUUCAAAUGAUGUUAAUAAAUUGAAAGAUCCACAUCUAUAUUCAUUAUAUACUAAUCAAGAAAUUUAUAAAAAACAAUAUAGAAUAAAAGAAUCAUUAGAUAUAGGUAGUCGUAUUGGACAAUUAAAAGCGAUUGAUUAUGAUUUAUUCAUGUCUAAUGAAACCAUUAAUCAAAUUACAUAUCAUUUUAGUUCAAAUCAAUUGAAUUGGGAUGUAACACAUAUGUUUCAUUUAGAUUCACAAUCUGGUAUUUUAACUUUAAAACAAUCAUUAGAUUAUGAAAAGGUUAAAAAUUAUCGUUUAACUAUCAUAGCAAAAGAUGGUCCAAUAAAAGAGAAAGAAAUAGAUACUUCGAAAUCAUUAGACCGUCCAAUAACAUCAACAAUGAAGAAAUCAUCACAAAUCAUUUAUUCUUCUACAGCUUUAAUUGAUAUUAUUGUUCUUGAUGUCAAUGAUAAUUCACCAAUUAUCUUAUUUGAAAAUGAUCAUAUACUAGAGAAUAAAUAUAAGAAUAUAACCAAUUUUAAUCAUGCCUUAAUUACAAUGAAUAAACCAUAUGAAAUAUGGAUUAAAGAAAAUAUACCUAAAUAUACACCAAUUGUAUUUUUUAAUGUCAUUGAUUAUGAUACCGGACAAAAUAGUCGUAUAUCAUGUCAAUUAUUAAAUUUCACAGAAAUAUUUCAUAUACAUCAAUUAGCUGAUUUAUAUAGAAUUGAAACUAAAUCAUUAUUAGAUCGUGAAUCUAUGGAUCAAUAUACUAUUAUCAUCAAAUGUAAUGAUAUGGGUGAACCAAUGUUAUAUAAUAUAAAAACUUUAAUUAUUCAUUUAAUUGAUGUAAAUGAUACACCACCUAGUUUUCCAUUAAAUAUUUAUCAUUAUCAUGUAUUAGAAAAUAGUUAUCCUGGUACACCAGUUCAACCAAUUCAUAAUCGAUAUCCAAUCAUGAAUUUAGCUAUAGAUCCUGAUUUGAAUAGUACAUUGAUUUAUCAUUUAGAAUCAAUCGAUAUAUUAAAUAAUCAAUCAAAUCAUCAUCAUAAUAAUAAAGAUAAUGAUUUCAUUCAAUCAUCAUCAUCAUCAUCAUCAUUAUUAGAUUAUCAAUUAUUUUCAAUUAAUCCAAUCAAUGGUCAAAUAUUUACAAAAGGUGAAUUAGAUCGUGAAAAAAAAUCCUCUUUAGAAUUAUCUCUAUGUGUUCAUGAUCAAUUACAUUUAACUUGUACAAAAAUUUUAAUUGAUUUAGAUGAUAUCAAUGAUAAUCCACCACAAUUUGAGCAUAAUCAUUAUAUUAUACAUUUAGAUGAAAAUAAAUUAUAUACUAAACCAAUUAUUAUAUUUAUUGUAUCUGAUUUAGAUUCAAAUAAUAAAGAUUUUAAAUUUAAUAUACUAUUUGAUUCAUUAAAUAGACCGCCACAAAUCAUUUCGAAAAAACAACAAAAUAAUAAUUCAUUAAAACAAUCAAAUGAUAUUGAACAUUUAAAUGUUUCACAAUUUGAUCAAUCAAUAAAUGAUCAUAAAAAUUUAAUUCAAAAAUAUUUUCUAUUAAAAGAGAAUGAAUUAUAUUUACAAAAUGUAUUAGAUAGAGAAGAAUGUGCAAAUUAUCAUUUUUAUAUACAAGUACAAGAUAUACAUUAUGAAUUAUAUAAUAGUAAUAAUAAUCAUACACAAUAUAGUUUAAUAAGUCAAACAGAAAUCUUUAUACAUAUUAAUGAUAUCAAUGAUAAUAAACCAAUAUUUCUAUUUCCUAAUAUAACAACAAUAGCUGGUAAUCGAUUAAUUGUAUCAUGUCAUGAAAUGAUUGGUAAUUCAAUUGGUCAUAUUAAAGGUUAUGAUCCAGAUUUAGGUAUCAAUGGUACAAUUCUAUAUAAUUUAAUGAUAACAACUACUCAUAUAAAACAAUCAUUAUUUUAUUUAGAUAAUAAUUCUGGUGAAUUAUUUGUUAAUACUAAUCAAUUAAUUGAUUAUUGUGGUAAAAUUAUUACAUUAUUAAUAAUUAUUGAUGAUCAAGGUCCAAAAAUCAAUAAACAUUCAACAAUUGAACGUUUAUUGAUUCAAUUAGAUGAUAUACCAAUCAAAAUGAAAUCAUCAAUAGAAUAUAAUCAACAAUUUAAACAAAAAUGGGGAAUAAAUUCUAAUGGUAUAACAAAUUUAAAUGUAUUAACUAAUACUCAUAAUAAUAUGAAUAGUACAUUUACAAUUAAAACUAUGCUUAGUAUUACACUUGGAAGUUCAACUAUCUUUUUAAUUGGAUUAUUAAUGACAUCAAUUAUAUUAAUGAUUUAUAAUAAAUCAAAACAUAGAAAAACUUUUUUUACAUUAAAAAAACUACAUUUCAAAGAUAAUACUAUUUAUAGUCAACAUAGUAACAAUGGUAGUAAUAAUAAUAAUAAUACAACAAAUGAAGAUUUAAUCUGUAUUGAUUGUAAACAGGGGGGAUUAAGUAAAAUGUUAUUCCCUACUACUACUAAUAAUAAUAAUGAUAAUAAGGAUAAUCAACAUUCAAAUGAAUAUAUCACAGAAACAACUGAAAAUUAUCCAACUUGUAUGUUGAAACCGAAAUUGAUCAGUGAAGGUGAAUUUUCUACUGCUGUUGCUGCUGAUGAUAAUGAUAAUGUUCACCAACAUUAUCAUCAUCAUCAUGGUCAUACUGAACAAGGUAAUGUUCAAAUUCAUUCACAUUUAUAUAAUCCAUAUACAACUCAUACUUCUAUUGGAUUACAUCAUUGUGCUCAUGAUUCAAACAGUGUAAAUAUUCCACGAUUAAAAGAUAAUAGUAAUAAUAAUAAUAAUAAUGAUAAUAAACAUUAUACAUUUUAUUCAGGUGCUCAUCUGUCUAGCUUUUUGGCUACACAUUGUUUAGGUCAAUCAUCUUCACUAUUAUCUACUCCAUCAUUAUCACCAUUACAACAAAAGAGAAAACAAUUACAAACUUCAUCAUCGUCAUCAUCACCAAUUGGUAUAGAAUGUCGACAAAAUUGUAUUGGAGAUCAAUCAAAGUAUAAUUCUAAUUUAAUUGUUGAUCAUAGAAAUAAUUGUAUGAUAACACCAGGUUGUUUUAUAUCGAAUUGUGCAGAAACAGAAUUACCCACAUUAAAAACAUUCAUACAACGACAACAACAACAACAACAACGAAAUGAUCGAAUACCGCCAAUCCCAGUAAAAUUAAAUAUUCAAUCACAUUGUGAUAAUAAUCAAAGAAGAUUGAAUGAAAGUCAGCAAAUAUUUGAAGACAAUGAUAAAUAUAAUAUUACACAAGAUUAUCAACGGAUAAAUAAAUGUGGUUAUGAAAAACCUCCUCUAGGUAGGCCAUCAUCCAGAUCCCUAUUGAAUAUUAAUAAUAACAAUGACAAUAAUAAUAAUACUUCUCAGAUUGCACACAGGACACAAAAUCUUCAUGAAAAAUCCAGUCCUAUCAAACGAAUACCAAAAAAUGUCAGUUUUAUACCAUCUAUGCCAUGUUUUGACAAUUAUCCUUUAAAAAAGACACUAGAUAGUAAUAAUAAUAAUGAACACCAUAUGAAUAGUUCUAUACUAAAAUCAUCAUCUGGUAACUAUGAAAUCUGUGAUCGCCAACAUCUUUAUCAAUUUAAAUCACAUCCAAAUAUUUUAGCUUAUACUACUGGUGUCACAAUAGAUGAUCUACAUUUAAAUGAUACAAAACAUAAUUCACCAACUAGUCAACCUAUAAAUCCACAAUUAUCUAUAUAUAAUAAAAGAAAUUUUCUUUAUAAACAAAAUCAAUUGCCUCCUCAUCCUCCUCCUCCUCCUCUGCCACCAUUCUCACAUCGAUUUUUAACACCACCAUGUACAAGAAAGUUGUCAAUACAAUCAAAUUGUAAUAUAAAUUCAUUAUUAAGAAAUAAUAGAAAUGAUGAUUACACCAUGUUUUCAAAAGAGAAACAAUGUCAUUGUACAUUACCAACUAUGAAUAAGCUACCUAAUUCAUCAAAAUGUACAGAUUUAGGAUUAUUAUUUCAUACAGGAAAUCAAACUACUACCGGGAACAAUAAUGAUGAUUCUACUAUUGAUCAUGUCAAUCAAGAAAGAAGAACUAUUCAUAAUCAUGAUCAUUAUUUAAAAGAAACAUCCAAUGUUUCAUGCUGUGAUUAUAUGAGUAAUUAUGAAUCAGAAAUAUGUACACAAUGUCAAUUAAUCAAUUUAAGAAAUAGUCCAACACCACCUAUUCAUGAAAUUAUACCCCAUUCAUCAAAUGAUUGUUCUAUGAUAACGACAUGUAAUACAGAUCCAAUUCAUACUACUCAUUCAAUUAUAAGUAGUAGUGAUUUAUUAUAUUGUACAAAUAAUCAUUGUCCAUUGUUUAAUGAUAUGAAUGAAAAAAAUGAUCAACAUAAUGAAUAUAUGCAUCAUUUAGAUUAUUCAACAAAUUCUUUAACAACUAUACAAGAUAUGUUUAAUUCAUGUGUAUAAUAUGAGUUUUACAUUAAUUUGAAAUGAGUGAAUUCAUUUUGAGAAAUGUUAUGUUGAUGAGUGUAUACUUGUCUACACUAUCUAGGUAAUCAUCAUUAUUAUAUUUGUUCAUGGGGAAGCAAUAAACGAUGACAAUAAUUUGGCACAGUUAUAUAUUCAAAAUGAAAAUUAUUGAAUAGGUGCCUUGAGAAAUUCAUAUCUGUAUUCAUAUACUACUUAAAAAGAAACAUAUUACAGUAAAUAAUUGUGAAAUUUUACUUUUUUGUUUAUAUAUAGAAUUUAAUCUUUUUUAAAAGGAGGAGUUUUGAUAUUUUACUCCUUUCGGAGGUCCUAAAUUCCGUUGAUUUGUUGUCUUCCUAUAUAUAUGGAAACUAUUCACUUACUUGUAAAUGGUUACUAAUUUUCGGGGUAGUUUUGUAACAUUAUUAUAUAAGGGGUUUAUGAAGAUUAUUGAAUGUUGUAGUUCAGAUCACUGACUUGAUUUUAAAUAAACAACUAAUGAAAACUCGGGUGACAUGGAAAUUUGAUCUGUCAUAGUGUGGUGCGUGCUACUUGCAUUGAUAUAAGUAGUAUUUGAUGUGAGUCAGGAAUGUAAUGUUUGGCAGCAGAAGAUGGGGAAGAUCAAGAAAGGAAGAGCGGGAAUGGACAGCAAUUAGUAUGAAAAUUCAAGAACAAUGAAGUUCGAGACAAUUACUGAACAUUUUGCAAAUUAAGUAUUAUAGUAUGGGUUUUUUUAAUUUUACCAAGUAACUCUGUAAUUUUGUGGUAAAUAUAAUUCGAUUGUCC
Messenger RNA from Schistosoma curassoni, 6234 nucleotides. The record is from the annotation of a GenBank genome assembly. NCBI's taxonomy places the organism in Eukaryota, Metazoa, Platyhelminthes, Trematoda, Strigeidida, Schistosomatidae.